AUAUUUACAGAACCAAAGAAAAACAAAUCCGCCGAUAAUCGUCCCUAACAAAGCGCAGAUAGCCACACGAAAUAGCGUCACCCCCUCCAGAGCUUCACUUUUUUUCCUUAUAGAGAGAGAAGAAAGUGGUGAGAGAAAGCUUCUAAAGCUUCGUCAAUGGCUUCCACAACAAGCAUAGCUCUUUUCCUCUCUCUCAAACCCUUUCAACUUCCUUACCAACACCAAAACCACCUCCAUUUUCUACCUCCUCCUCCUCUUCCAUCUCCCCGCUCUUUUCUCUCUCCAGCCUCCAUUUCUUACCGCCGGAAUCGCAUCAUCGGAUGCCUCGUCUCCGGCGUCGGAGGCGGUGGACUUUCCGAUACACGUAAAUCGGAAUUUUCUAGAGAGUUUGCCGUUAUCGCCACCAUGUUGAAACGCAUCGAACCUCUUGAUACAUCCGAUAUUUCCAAAGGUGUUUCUGAUUCUGCCAAGGAUUCUAUGAAACAGACGAUUUCUACAAUGCUCGGACUUUUGCCGUCUGAUCAGUUCUCUGUUUCUGUUAGGGUUUCGAAGGUUCCUUUUCAUCACCUCCUCGCCUCUUCCAUCAUAACUGGGUAUACACUAUGGAAUGCAGAAUAUCGUAUAUCAUUGAUGAGAAAUUUUGAGCUGUCUAUGGAUAGUUCGGAAUCAGAUAAAUUUGAGGUGGGGAGUGAGGCGUAUGGAUCGGAUUGUGAGGAACAAGAGUGUGAAGGUGCAAAGGCUUGUAUUGAUUUAGGCAUUGGUAGUCUUGAGCCGAUUAAUUCUCAUAACUUAAAGGGUUUGUCUCCAGAAGCUUUGAGAUACAUCCAACAAUUGAAAACAGAGUUAAGUUCUGCAAAGAAGGAACUAGAUACACAUAAGCAAGAUUCUCUGCAAAUUGAAUCAAAUGGAGGUAACGAUAAUAAUCUGCUUGAGUACCUCAGGUCCUUGGAGUUGUCUAUGGUGUCUGAACUUUCACAACCAAAUUCCGUAGAGGUAAAAGAAGUAAUCCAUGAACUAGUUCAAAGUACGAUAUAUAGAUUUUUCAAAGAUGAUCCCAUAUCCAAACCCAUUGGGAUUCCGACCAUAGCAAGCAUAAAGGAGCACCAAGUUGGCAGUGAAAGUUCAGAAAUGAUCACCACUUCCAGGGAUUCCCUUGCAAAACUUCUCUUCUGGGUCACUUAUAGGGUCAUAGCAUAUAGGGCUUUUGUAGGGUUCUGAUAAAAGCCCAAAUUUUUUCUUGAAAAACAAUAAGGGUCAAUGCCAGUAUACCACUACCAGACAUCUUCAUCUCUUGGAAGUUGGAAUUACUCUCUCUCUGAAGUUAAAACACUGAAAAUUAAUCAACAAUGACAUGAGCAUUCUUCCAUCAAUAUUCUGAGUUGAAAUCGAGUUGUAAAUCUCGAUGUGAGCAGUUGAGCACAUUCUUCCAUCAACACCUGCCAAUCUGCCAUUGUUCCCGCAGCGAAAUACAUGAGGAGCUAAAAAGCGUGAUUGAUAGAUGGAAUCCGGCGACAUCGCUACAGAUGCGAUCUGUUGAAGCUCUUAAUAGACUGCCAUUAUCAAUCGAUUUAGAUGAAAAGGAAAGAGUCAGGGAGGAAGGAAUGACGGAAUUGGGUUUGAGGAUGAAAUUGAAUUGGGGGAAAAUGAGGAGUGAGAAAUUAAGGUGAGAUUUUAGAUCGGUGGGAGGUGACAAAAUGUUGGUGUUCAUGGAUGGAUUGUUACUUUGUUAUUAGUGUUUCUCUUUGUUUUUAGAGUUUGCAUUUCUUUUGUUGUGCAGGAGCUUUUUCAUGACAUUUUUCAUGACAGGAAGCCAUGAUCAUUUUCCAUCAAUAUUACAUCCUUGACUUUAACGCAUCUACCAAAAAAAAGCUUUAAAAAAAGCCCGUUAAUUACCCUUUUGUAAUUUAGUCUUGACCCUGACCCUCUCGGCCCUGGCCCUGACCCUAUCCAAUAACACAUUCAAUUGACCCGCUAUUGACCCGCCCCUCUAUUGACCCUCCCUGACCCGACCCGACCCACCCAAUAACCAGGCCUAGUCAAGAAUCAU
Molecule: messenger RNA, 2047 nt
Organism: Spinacia oleracea (spinach)
Lineage: Eukaryota; Viridiplantae; Streptophyta; Magnoliopsida; Caryophyllales; Amaranthaceae
Exons: 5
Coding region: 157-1218 (353 amino acids)
Source: RefSeq, a predicted model, not a curated record